Molecule: messenger RNA, 2883 nt
Organism: Penicillium psychrosexuale
Lineage: Eukaryota; Fungi; Ascomycota; Eurotiomycetes; Eurotiales; Aspergillaceae
Product: transcriptional regulator family TF
Exons: 8
Coding region: 1-2883 (960 amino acids)
Biological process (GO): regulation of DNA-templated transcription
Molecular function (GO): zinc ion binding; DNA-binding transcription factor activity, RNA polymerase II-specific
Source: RefSeq, a predicted model, not a curated record
AUGACCACUGUCACUACCACUACUCCACCUCUCAAUCAGUCUUCGUUUGAGCUAAGUGGCCCAUAUGGCGAUUGGAGAGACGACCUUCACAAUCAAGGCUAUGCGAUCAUUAAGAAUGCCAUCGACCCAAAAAAGGCCCAGGACUAUCAGCGCAAAGCUCUGGACUGGCUUACAUCUUUCAACACAGCCCUCGACCUUGAUGAUCCUUCCACGUGGACCAAUGACAACUUACCGGUCCAAAGCAAAGUGAAUACAUUCAAUGGAUAUUCAGUCACCCAUGAGAAAUUCAUGUGGGAUGCUCGCAUGGAGCCAAAGGUACUGGAGGCAUUUUCCAAGAUCUGGGAUACCGAUGAGCUCCUCGUCUCGUUUGACGCGCUGAACAUCACUCUGCCCAACCGAGAAGACAAGCCUGCUCAAAAGCCAUGGCCCCACGUGGAUCAGUCGCCAAUGCGUCGCGGGCUCCACUGUAUUCAGGGAAUUAUCAAUUUAAGCCAUGCGGGUCCCGAAGAUGGAUCCCUUAUGGUGUUUCCGCGGUCAAACACAGUAACCGAGGAGUUCUUCGACACUGAGACCGAUCCAUCCACCUGGGAGCAGAAGGACCUGCGCCUGUUCAGCGCGGAAGAAAUUCAGUGGUUUGAGUCUCAUGGUAUGAAACCAUCCAAGGUGCUUGCGGAGCCGGGAGAUUUACUCGUGUGGGAUUCACGUACGGUGCAUUGGGGUGGGGAACCCACCGUCAACAGCAACACGAUCCGAACGGUGAUUUAUGCAUCCUACGCCCCCUUUGAGCUAGCCACGGAAGAGAGCCUGAAACGAAAGAAAGAAGCUUUCGCCUCUUACCGAGCAACAACUCAUUGGCCCCAUGAGAACAUAGUGAUCCGCAAUGGAGUGGUGCAUCUCCCAGAUGGUAAGGUCGACCCCCGCAAUCGAUAUAUACCGCUGGAAGUGCCAGAGCACACAGAUCGGUUGCUUCAACUAGCAGGAGUAAAAUCUUAUCGUGAGCAUUUGACGUCGAUCUUCCGUAUUGCUCACAAAGCAAAUAUGAAAUCAUUUGAAUCUCGCCCUCCCGUCGACUAUCCACGGAAGCGUGCAUCAAUCGCAUGUAAUUUCUGUCGGCAUCGGAAACGGAAGUGCGAUGGACAGAAGCCGACAUGUGGCCUCUGCACCGAUGCGGGGGCUCAGGUGCAAGAUAUCCCCGCUGAAAUCCUGCUUCGCUUGACCCAUCUGGAAACCCUGAUCGAGCAACAGAAGGACGCCAUCACCGAGCUCGCAGCCCGAGUAGGCGCUUCGUCGGAUCAUCCGGGUCGGUCAAGUUCCUCUAUCUAUGCCUCGCAGCCUAAAUACGACUGGGACCCAUCACCGGAGCAUGUAUACGAUAAAUCCUCCUUCGGCCUGUUUUCACCGGAGAACACCUACGGCUCUGAAUAUGCAUUAACCAUUCCUUUCGGUCAUCAUACGCCAACUGGGAGCCUAUUUGCGUUGGAUCGAGUCAAAAAUUUGGUUGGCGACUACCCUCAAGACUUUUUCAAGCAGAUAGAGAAAAAGCGACCAUUCAACAGUAUCCAGGCCGCAGGCAUACCUCAAGCUUUUGAACAAAUCGACGUAUCCCGACUGCAUCCUCAGGUCACCAAACCUCUAAUCACCGAGUUCCUCCAUCAUGUCCAUGCAUUCUUCCCAAUUGUCGAGCCGCAGCUGUUACAAAUGCUUUUUGACACUUUCUCAACGUACACCAAGGUCAACAGUAUCCAAACUUCACUUUAUCUCGUGAUUCUGGCUCUCGGAAAGGUCUCCACGAAUCCUCAACGGAUUUUUGAUGUUGAAGCGGACAAGGAUUUGAGUGGGAUGGAAUAUUUCGCUUCCGCAUAUCACUACUUGAACAACUCAUUGAUAACGUCCUUUACAGCGGACCAUUUGUUGCCUUUAGCUUUAUUUUACGGCUCGUUGUAUCUGCGCUACAUAGGACGCCCAAUCCAAGCAUGGCAAAUGAUUCGUCAUGCAUCUGGUAGUGUGCAGAUCAUGAUAUCUGAACUACAUGACAUGAACACACACGAAGAGCGAGCGAGUCUCUAUCGGAUAGCUUGGGCCUGCUUCAUUCUCGAAUGUGACGAUCUCGCCGAAUUUAAUUUCCCUCCCAGUGGUAUUGAAGUCCUCGUGGAUAGAUUGCCCUUUCCUCGAAUUUCAGAAGAUAGCCGAAACGGCCAUCUUGUAUUCCUCGCCAUGUGCUCGAUUCGAAAGCUUCUCAACCGCGUGCACAGUGCUCUGUAUGCAAAACCUGACCAGGAUAAUUUCCAUAUCAGCCCUCCGCCCCAACACACAAGUGACACCCCCAGUGCGACUCCCCAAAAGCAGUCGAUUACAUCUCUUAAGACAAUCAGCGAGGAGCUCGAUCGUCAAUUGGAGGACUGGUUUGGCUCGCUCCCAAACCCCAUCAGGCCAACACUGGGCAAUUCAAUAUCCGCAGAUCACCCUUACGACACUUACAUUCUCGCCCGGUACUAUGCCACAAAACACAUCAUCUGCCGUCCGAGCCUUGUUUUUGCUGCCCACAGCCAGGGCAGUACAGUAUUGCCAGAGUUUAUUUUCGCGAAUUGCAAGAAGUGCGUUGAUAGCUGUCGCAAAUUCAUCUGGGCGGCAUCGCUUCUUAUGAUGCAGAGAACACACUCAAACUGGCAUCGAAUGCAAGCAAUUUUGGCUGCCAUUUUUACUCUCUCGACUGCGAAAACCACGCCGGCUUUAGAGCCCCUUGUUCCGGACUUCGAUGAGCUAGUGAAAGAAGCAAUUCAAUGCGUUGAACCAUGGGCGCAGUAUUGCGAGACCGCGGAUACAGUCGUCAGCAUGUUGAAGACAAUCCGCCAGAAAGUGCGAGUGUUAGCUCGGGGAGCUUAG